This is a messenger RNA of Solenopsis invicta (red fire ant), 1843 nucleotides long. Its product is annotated as neuralized-like protein 2. The coding region runs from base 446 to 1273 and encodes 275 amino acids. The transcript has 3 exons. The record is from RefSeq and is a predicted model, not a curated record. Gene Ontology annotation, biological process: intracellular signal transduction. Gene Ontology annotation, molecular function: ubiquitin protein ligase activity. Lineage: Eukaryota; Metazoa; Arthropoda; Insecta; Hymenoptera; Formicidae.
AUUCGCAAUUUCUGUAAUGGAGGUUCGUAGCUUCGUAAACACGAGAGAGUCCGGAGACGUUCCCGGCUGGACCGCCGCUCGCGUCAACACGUGAGUUUCGCGAAACCGGCGUGUUCCUCGGAUUCGCGCGAUCGUCGCGUACCGCUACGCAGCGAGAACCUAACCUUAAGGGAAGCAUUUUCAUGCCGCUACUCUCUACUCCACUUUAAAUCCGCUUCCUGGCGAACUUCAGCGCACCGUCCACGAGGAACAAUUACCUUCUCAAGGAAGUCUGACACGGUAAGCCCGGCGGACCUCGCGCGAUUAGUCCGUCCGAUGACCGUACGUCGCAAAAGCGGCUCGCGCUUGAUCUGACAGGCUCAGGCAUGCACCUGAUGCAUGCAACGCAAUCGUACGCGGGCGAUCUUCUUCGGGUGUGCGUACCUUCGUCUUACGUCGCGCCACCAUGAGUGAGGAGUCUAGGAAGAUAGUGACCAGAUUCCAUCCCAUCCACGGCGAGAACAUCCUCCUCUGCGAGGACAGUACUGUGGCAGUGCGCACCACGAGCUUUGCCAAUUCGGUGGCCUUCAGCGAGAAGCCGUUACAACCAGGGGAGAUCUUCCUCGUGGAGAUUGAGAAGACGGAGAGAGGAUGGAGUGGACACAUGCGGCUUGGUCUCACCCUGAUCGAUCCGGCUUCGGUUAACAACAACCUGCCUCAAUACGCAAUGCCUAAUCUAGUUAGACUGGGCAAUACAUGGAUCCUUGCUAUAACUAGGAAUCAAACUAUCUGGGACAAUUUUGACGGUGGUCUAUCAACCACAUACACCUCUCUUACUGGUAUACCACCAGGAAUACCAGCUAGAGAGAAAAAACUGAUCACGGAUGGAGUCAACGUGCAAACGUCGCGCGGUGUCAUCCCCUUCAAUGCUCUAAAGCCAAAUAUAGAUGGUUCUUCCCAAUGCAUCCUACCUACAGAUGCAGGCAGCCGUAUCGGCAUUAUGUAUGUGCCACAAGCUGGUUGUCCUGAUAAAGCAGAGAUGCAUUUCAUUAUCAAUGGUGAGGAUCAGGGUGUAUGCGGAAAGGACAUUCCUUAUAAAGCGGGACCCUUGCGAGCAGUGGUGGAUGUCUACGGCACCACAAAACAAGUUCGGAUAGUUCAACUGUAUGGGGCAGUAUCAACGCUACAGAGUGCUUGCCGUGACGCUAUAUUGCAAUACACCAAGAGAAACGCAGUCAAUCUGCUCCCUUUACCGAGACUACUGAAGGACUAUCUCUUGUAUCAGUCACAGUGAGAAUCUGCUCAUUCCGUUUUCGUAUAUAUGUUUAGAAAAUAUUACCUGUUAAUUUCUAUAUCUCUUUCCCAGUGAUAUCUUCAAUGUUUGAUAUGUAUAUGCGUAAUAUAUGUUCUAUUAAUUAUUGAAGACUGCCGGGACAUAUAUCGACUCGAAGCGUUCGUGUGAAUUUAUUCGUUUCUAUACACAUAUCUUUUUGAAUUGUAUACGACAGAAACGGUUGACCACAUAAUGUAUCUUCAUAAUGGACCUUUUUUUACUUGUACAUUUUGAAGAUUUUUCUGGGGUGGAAAUGCUAAAUCAUGAUGUGUACAUAGUGUAACGAAAUGUUGAUCGCUGUAAAAUCGUGAAAUUCAGCGAGAUCGUAUUGAAAGUUUAAAUAUAAGUAUCAUUCGGAAAUGACAAUGAGUUAUUGAACAUAACGGCGCCAUAUAUAAAUGUUAGGUAUAUUUUUGGGCAGUUACUUUCGUUCUAUCUAUAUUUCCUGAAUUAUCUAUUUAUUAUGAGAUAUAUGUAGGAUUAAGUUGCAAUUGACACUGUUAUUGAAUAAACAAAAACGAACGAUAUUAA